AUGAUCUACCUGUGGGGGAUGGGGGUGCAGCUUGCAAAAAUUGGGGGGACCUUACUCAACACUAUUUCCGCGUUUGAAAUCUGGCUGAAACACAAUUUUGGAGGAAUUUUUAGUAACAUGGAAAGAACGCGACGAAACACCUUCCUCCGACGCGUCUUAUCCUUUGCGAACGGAUUAUGCCCAGCCGUUGGAAUACUGAGGAUGCGACGAUUAGCAAACAACAGUUGUAAUCCAAUCUUCUUGGGAUAUGCGAUAGGAUAUUGCGCCCCGUGUGGAGAGCAGGUGUCAAAUUAUGGCGUGGAAACAUUAAAAUUGAUCAAACUUGGGGUAAUCGUCCCCGAUGGAUUAAACGUUACCGUUGAAGUUUUUAAAUCCAUGUUCCUCCUCUUCAACGUCGCCCUUGUGGGGACGGGAUGCAUGCUGGAUUAUCUCGACAUUUUGGGAAGCAUUUCCACUGGUCCCACACGGAUUUCACUCUCUUCCCGAAUCGAACUUUACCGUUGCCUUGAAAUCGUUGGAAAGGAAUUGAACCAUUUCGGCUCGUCCAGAAUUGUCCCCGCCGUUCUCAUCGUGUGCCCCAUGGUCCAAAUAUUCUACACCUUUGUCCUCAUCAAAUUCUAUAAAACGCAAUCCGUCGGCGGUAUCAUUACUUAUUGUACUGUGGUCAUCCUCUGCGUCCUGGCGUCCAUGGCAUUUGAUACUUUUGCCUCGCAAAUCGGGGUCAAAUCGGAUCAACGGAGGAAGGAAUGGGGCAAGGAGAGAGGACUGAAGAAAGUCGAGAGGAAAAUAUUAACCUCUCUGCAACCAAUUAGAAUCCGGAUAGGGAGCAAUUUUGUAGAUCGAGAUACUGCUCUGGUAACGCAAGACUUUUGCUUAAAGCAGACCGCGUCGUUGUUAUUAAUGUAAUAAAAUCUCAAAAUUAACUUUUCAUAUGAUUUUUCACGGAAAAAAUUAUUUAUCAAAAAUUUCAAAAUUUACUGUUAAAAAAUAUUAAGGGUAUUCACACUUGACUUGAUUGUAAAAUAGCGUAUGAAAAAAAGGUGUCAAGCCACGCCAAAAUUGUAACCUUAGCAACGCGGUUUCUGCUGACAAAAUUUAUCACACUUACAAAACCUCGUAAACCUCGUAACUUAUUUUACGACACGCAGAAUACCAAGAAUACGAAGGAAUCAUGUAAAUCCCUAAUUUCUUGUAAUCUUAGUUUUAUGUAUGUAUGUACAUACGUCUGUUUUUUAUUAAAGUUAGGGCACCAAGUUGGCCGCACGACUUUACGCCUGUAUAAAUUUAUUACCGUUUAACGACUUUGUGUAAAUUUGAGGAAAACUAAUUUACAAAAAAUUAUAUGUAUGUAUGUACCGUGCGGUAAAUGUGUUUUAGGAAAACUUUCCACAAGUAUUGAGAAAACAUGAUUAAUCUAAGUGGAUUGUCCUAUUUAGCAGAAGCGUAUAUAUAACUUAUGUAUAUACAUAACCCAAGAAUUAAUAACUAAUUGGCAAUGAAUAUUUCUGGACAUACAUAUGUCAACCAUUGAAAAUAUACAAAAUAUGUAAAUGCAUGCAUAUUUAUAGCAUUUGUCGUAAAUACGAGCUUUACUUUGUGAAAGUACACUUAAAAUAUCGAACAUAUUCACCUUCAUUGUCCCGAAUAUCAUAAAAUACUUUACAGAGAAAGAUUAAGGGGGUCAAGCUCCAUAUGUAAAAAUCGUAGCUUUGCUAACGAGAUUUUUGAUUACAAAAUUUUACAACGCUCGC
Molecule: messenger RNA, 1751 nt
Organism: Folsomia candida
Lineage: Eukaryota; Metazoa; Arthropoda; Collembola; Entomobryomorpha; Isotomidae
Exons: 3
Coding region: 1-906 (301 amino acids)
Source: RefSeq, a predicted model, not a curated record